Molecule: messenger RNA, 1116 nt
Organism: Lycium ferocissimum
Lineage: Eukaryota; Viridiplantae; Streptophyta; Magnoliopsida; Solanales; Solanaceae
Exons: 2
Coding region: 1-1116 (371 amino acids)
Source: RefSeq, a predicted model, not a curated record
AUGGCAUCUAAAACAAAUGAUGGUGCUGAUUCUUCAGUUGUUCUUACUCCAUUUUUUGAUGGAAACGACUUUGAAUACUGGAAGAUAAGAAUGAGAACUUAUCUGAAAGCUGAAGGUUUGUGGACUAUUGUUGCAAAUGGCUAUGAAGAGCCAAAAGACGAUGGUGAACUUUCAGUAGCAGAGAUGAAAAAUCUUGAGGCUAAGCGUCGUCAAGUUGCAAAAGCUUUGAACAAAAUUCAAAUGGGAGUCUCAAAAGCAUUUUUUGCAAAAAUUGCUACUUGUGAGACUGUAAAGCAAGCUUGGGAGUCUCUGGAAGCUGAGGUGUAUGGUGACGAAAAGGUACGCACUAUCAAUCUUCAAACUCUUAGAAGAGAGUUUCAAAAUUUAAAGAUGAUAGAAUCUGAAAAAAUUGAUGAAUAUUGCACAAGAGUCCUGAAUAUUGUUAAUGAAAUGAGAAAUCAUGGUGACGAAAUUUCUAACCAACAAGUUGUGGAAAAGAUUCUAAUUAGUGUCACAGAAAAGUAUGAGUAUAUUGUUGCUAUCACUGAGGAGACGAAAGAUCUUUCUAAGCUUUCUGUUACACCCCAAAAAUGUUGGCACAAAGGCAAGCCCCAAUGUAACUUUUGUAAAAAGUUUGGCCAUAUUGAGAAGGACUACAGGCACAAGCAACAGGAGCAAGUAAAUUCCUGUGAAGGAAAAGAGGAAGAAAAGGAAGAAAACCUUUUCUACGCUUCUCAAUCUGAUGUUUCAGCAAAAAGCAAUGAAUGGUAUGUUGAUAACGGUUGUACCGAUCAUAUGACUGGAGAUGAAAAGGCUUUCCUCUCAAUUAAUCACAGCAUCACUUCUAAAGUGAGAAUGGGGAAUGGAGCCUUAAUUGAUGCAAAAGGUAGAGGUACCAUUUCGAUCAACAGAAAAGGGAGCGGUAAGCAAAUUCAUGAUGUCCUUUAUGUUCCUGACUUGGAAGAAAAUUUGCUUAGUGUUGGUCAGCUCAUGGAAAAUGGUUAUUCUCUUGUGUUUAGAGAUAAUUGUUGUAGAAUUUAUGAUAAAAUUGAGCCAAAUCAAGAUGAUAAAAAGAAAUUUUCCUUUACAACUUCAUUACAAUGCAUUCAAAAAUGA